ACCAAUACCACAAGACAUAAUUGAAGAAAAUGAAGAAGUUGAAGACGAAGUUUCGCCUGAAACUCGCUCAAUGAUUAUUACAGGCCCAUCGGGUGAUGUAAAAGUGAUCAAUAAGAAACAGACUAUUUGGAGCGCAACUUCUGAAGAGAAAAGAUGCACUUGUGUGGUCCCCAAAGGAACGGGGUUUCAACAAAUCGUCAAUAAAUUUAAUGGAAUUGCUACAAAACCCAAAAACACUAGUGCUUCAGUCAUUAAAAUGAAAGAAAGAAAAUCGGAACAAAUUGGUUCUGGUGAAGCACCUCUCCAAACCGAUUUCAUGCCUUUGCACAACAAGGAGAGGAAACUUAAGGAAGUUUUGGGUAAAUUACACGACGAGUUUGAGAAUAUGACAAGGACUUAUGAUGAGUUGGUAAAAAGAAAUGAAGAAGGCAAAGCAACACCUGAAUGUCUCUAACAACUCGAAAAGUUGGACAAUGAACUUAACAGUAAAGAAGAAGAAAUCGUGAUGGUAAUGACAUUGUACAAAGAGGUGCUGGCUUUGAAGCAACAAGUGAAAACUCUGAAAGAACGUGCAAGUAAGGAAAGUGUUUCCAUACAUA
Molecule: messenger RNA, 599 nt
Organism: Tribolium castaneum (red flour beetle)
Lineage: Eukaryota; Metazoa; Arthropoda; Insecta; Coleoptera; Tenebrionidae
Exons: 3
Coding region: 71-454 (127 amino acids)
Source: RefSeq, a predicted model, not a curated record